GCCCCAGCCAUCCUGCGUCUGGCUUCAGCCUCGACUUGCCGCACAACUACCUGACCACCUCUCUAAUAAACAACCGCAAAAGAACCGUCAGUCCCACGCAGAGGACCAUAAUACCCCUCGCAACCAUGGCGCUCCUACAGAUGAGGGCACCUGUUGACUACAAGGCGCAACAACAGGCAUUCGAGAAUUUCCUGAACGACUUCAAGGCGUCGCCGCAGGAAACCAUCACCACUGCGCUGGGCAACAUCAACAUUGACGAGGACGACCUCAGCGACGAGUAUGACUUUAUGGACGAGGACGACAAUGCGGCGCAGCAGCGUCAACGCCAGAAGGCCCAGCAACGGGCACCAAGGCACAAGUACCGCGACAUGCUUCAGGAGCUCGCCGACAGGAAGAUCAACGAGGUGGUUAUCGAUCUGGACGACCUCUACUCGUACGAGAAGGAUGUGGACGAGGGGCUCAAGCUGGUCGAGUGGGUCGAGAACAACACCAAGCACUAUGUGGAGAUUCUGUCUUGCGCCGUCGACAAUGUGAUGCCGCCACCGAGCGACAACCUCACCUUCAAAGACGAUGUCCUCGACGUCUUGAUGGCAAACCGACAGCAGCGCAACCAGAUGCUGGCAGGCAUUGCCGAAAGGGAAUCGGACCCCGCCAUCCUGAACGAUCAGUACCCGCCACAGCUCACCCGCCGGUACACGCUGGUCUUCAAGCCGAGGACGUCGACCCUCGACGGUCCCGUCAAGGCCCUGUCCGUCCGCCAAGUCCGCGGCGACCACCUCGGCCGCCUCAUCACCAUCCGCGGCAUCGCGACAAGAGUGUCCGACGUCAAGCCCAUUGUCCAGGUCAGCGCCUACACUUGCGACCGCUGCGGCUGCGAGAUCUUCCAGCCCGUCACGGACAAGCAGUAUGGGCCCCUCACCGUGUGCCCAUCCAAGGACUGCCAAGAGAACCAGUCCAAGGGGCAGCUAUAUCCGUCGUCACGGGCAUCCAAGUUCUUGCCCUUCCAGGAAGUCAAGAUCCAGGAGCUUGCCGAGCAGGUGCCCAUUGGCCAGAUCCCCCGGACUCUGACCGUUCUGUGCUACGGCAGCUCGGUCAGGCAGGUCAACCCGGGCGACAUCGUCGACAUCUCCGGCGUCUUCCUUCCCACCCCGUACACCGGCUUCAAGGCCAUGCGCGCCGGCCUGUUGACAGAUACAUACAUCGAGGCGCACCACAUCGUCCAGCACAAGAAGGCGUACGAGGACAUGGAGAUCGACCCGCUGAUCGCACGGAGGAUCAUGAGGUUCACGCAGACAGGGAACCAGUACGAGCACCUCGCCAAGUCGAUCGCCCCGGAGAUCUACGGCCACCUCGACGUCAAGAAGGCUCUCCUGCUGCUGCUGGUCGGCGGCGUCACCAAGGAGGUCGGUGACGGGAUGCGGAUCCGUGGCGACAUCAACAUCUGCCUGAUGGGCGACCCCGGUGUGGCCAAGUCGCAGCUGCUCAAGUACAUUUCCAAGGUCGCGCCGCGCGGCGUGUACACGUCGGGCCGCGGCAGUAGCGGCGUGGGUCUGACGGCGGCCGUGAUGCGGGACCCCGUCACGGACGAGAUGGUGCUGGAAGGCGGUGCGCUCGUCCUCGCCGACAACGGCAUCUGCUGCAUCGACGAGUUCGACAAGAUGGACGACAACGACCGCACGGCCAUCCACGAAGUCAUGGAGCAACAGACCAUCAGCAUCUCCAAGGCCGGCAUCAGCACCACGCUCAACGCGCGCACGUCGAUCCUGGCCGCCGCCAACCCCAUCUACGGCCGCUACAACACGCGCCUGUCGGCCGUCGAGAACAUCAACCUCCCCGCCGCGCUGCUCUCCCGCUUCGACGUCAUGUUCCUCCUGCUCGACACGCCCACGCGCGACACCGACGCCCAGCUGGCCAAGCACGUCGCCCACGUGCACAUGCACAGCCGCCACCCGGACCUGGGCACCGAGGCCGGCGUGGUCUUCUCGCCGGCCGAGGUGCGCGCCUACGUCGCCCACGCCCGCACCUUCCGCCCCGUCGUGCCCCCGUCCGUCUCAGAGUACAUGGUCAAAACGUACGUGCGCAUGCGCGGCGCCCAGCGCCGCGCCGAGAAGCGCCACCAGCCCAACAACUUCGGCCACACCACGCCCCGCACGCUGCUGGGCGUCGUGCGCCUGGCCCAGGCGCUCGCCCGCCUGCGCUUCAGCAACACGGUCACGCAGGAGGACGUCGACGAGGCCCUGCGCCUGGUCGAGGCCAGCAAGGAGUCCCUGGCGGCGACCGAUGAGCGGGGCCAGGGUGGCAGGCGCGCGCUGAACGCCAGCAGCAAGAUCUACAACCUCGUCAAAGGGCUCGCGGAUUCGGGCGCGUGCAGGGCGGAUGACGGUGCGGACGACGAGGAGGAUGAGGAGGAUGAUGAGUAUGGUGGUGGUGGUGGUGGAGUGGAGCUGAAUCUACGCAAGGUCAAGGAACGGGUCAUUGCCAAGGGGUUCACCGAGAACCAGUGGUUGGCUGCGUUGGACGAGUAUACCGAGUUGGAUGUCUGGCAAACGGCUGGCAACGGUACGCGGCUGGUGUUCAUCACCUCCGGCAAUGGCGAGCGGGAUGGUGGCCAGGAACUAUAAGAGGAGAUUUUGUUUUGGGGGAGAGGGAGGGGAAUUUCGUCUCUUGAAUUAGUUAUUCAAUAUUGUCUUCGGGCGUGCUUUCACCUCAAACAACUUUCGGCGUUUACUCGGCAGGGGGGAUUGGCUUAUGACAAUUAGAUGUUGUAUGGGAGUGAAUUGUGG
This is a messenger RNA of Chaetomium strumarium, 2783 nucleotides long. Its product is annotated as DNA replication licensing factor MCM7. The transcript is spliced from 3 exons. The record is from RefSeq and is a predicted model, not a curated record. Gene Ontology annotation, molecular function: single-stranded DNA helicase activity; ATP binding; ATP hydrolysis activity. Gene Ontology annotation, cellular component: MCM complex; nucleus. Bases 126 to 2621 code for a protein of 831 amino acids. Gene Ontology annotation, biological process: DNA strand elongation involved in DNA replication; double-strand break repair via break-induced replication; DNA replication. Lineage: Eukaryota; Fungi; Ascomycota; Sordariomycetes; Sordariales; Chaetomiaceae.